This is a messenger RNA of Camellia sinensis, 1270 nucleotides long. Its product is annotated as vesicle-associated protein 4-2. Gene Ontology annotation, biological process: endoplasmic reticulum membrane organization. Lineage: Eukaryota; Viridiplantae; Streptophyta; Magnoliopsida; Ericales; Theaceae. Gene Ontology annotation, cellular component: plasma membrane; endoplasmic reticulum membrane. The record is from RefSeq and is a predicted model, not a curated record.
AGAUCCGAACUGCUCCACCGUUCCCCCUCUCUCUAAAAAAGUGUCCGUUACCAUUUCCUGAAAAGUCAGACGCCGAAACCUCCCAAAAUACAAAAAUUAUCAGACAGAGACGUACACAGAGUCUGAAAGUCAAAACGGUGACGUAUUAUCUCAUUUUCCGAUGCCAGUCGCCGACGAGAAAUCACCGUCGGAAGGUAAAAUCUUAGGUUUGUUUAAGCUACCAUUUCGAAAUUCGAGCAAUACGACGUCGUCUAGCAACGUUCAACACCAUCAGAGUCAUCAGACGAACUCACAGGUCGAGGGUUUGAAUCCUCACAACAACAACAACAACAACAACAACGGCUCUUUGAGCUCGGUCUCUUCUGUUGCCAGAUCUCUUCUUCCAACACGACGUCGUCUUCGCCUCGACCCUUCGAACAAGCUCUACUUCCCUUAUGAACCUGGUAAGCAAGUGCAGAGUGCUAUCAGGAUUAAAAAUACAAGCAAGUCUCAUGUAGCUUUUAAGUUUCAAACAACUGCACCAAAAAGCUGUUUCAUGCGUCCUCCAGGGGCUAUUCUUGCUCCUGGCGAAAGUCUCAUAGCAACUGUAUUCAAGUUUGUGGAGCCUCCAGAGAACAACGAAAAGCCAUUGGAUCAGAAGAGCAAAGUGAAGUUUAAGAUUAUGAGCCUUAAGGUGAAAGGAGUGAUGGACUAUGCGCCUGAACUAUUUGAUGAGCAGAAGGAUCAAACGGCAGUAGAGCAGAUAUUACGGGUUGUUUUUCUAGAUGUGGAGCGUCCCACACCUGCUCUGGAAAAACUUAAGCAGCAGUUGGCUGAGGCUGAGGCUGCACUUGAGUCUCGCAAGAAACCUCCAGAGGAUACAGGCCCAAAGAUUAUCGGUGAAGGACUUGUCAUAGAUGAAUGGAAAGAAAGAAGAGAAAGGUACCUUGCACGACAGCAGGUUGAAGACUCUAUUUAGACUGGAGCUUUCUUCUUCUUUCAAGUUUUUUACUGGAACUGAAAUUUUCAGAGUCUACCUUCGAUAGUAAGGUCAUUUUCUGCCCUUCAUCUUUUGGCGUAGAUGUUUGUUUUCUCUUCAUGUAAAAGAUGUGAGUCGAAUCUUGUGAAAGGUAACUACAUGCCUGGUUUGUUGGCACCAACCUGUAGAUAAUAAUUUUGCUUCUUUGAAAACAAGUAUAUUGAUCUCUGUGGGAUACAAGGAACCAAAUUGAUCUAUUGGUAUUUACUGUGAUAUGGUUGGUUUGCAUGUUAGCUUCAGAAUUUUCGGACU